UGCAACUGUGCCAGCGAGGCAAGGAGGGCCGUAGAAGUCAUAAAAACAUAUGCGGCGGCGAGCACUGAUGCUGCUCUUUGCGAGCAGCGCCAGGGCGCUGCUGCGCGCCGGCGCACCGGUAGGACGGCUGGCGCGCCGCGCUGCGAGCACCGCCGACGAGCAACUCGUAGCUGUCAAGGUCACCAUCGACCAGAGGUUGAGAGACGCCCUGCGCCUGCCCGGCAAGCAGCGCCGACCGCGCUGUUUUGUCAGAGACAAAGACGAAGCGACGCUAAGAGACGCUAUUGAACAGAAGGUUCCUUCAUUAAAACUGCAGGACUACGCCAUCCGACACGAGGAUGAUACUGUGGUCGUCGAGCCAAGAGGCCCACUCCUCACAACUACAGACAAAGAGCCGGAGGUGGUCACUUCCGAUAAAUACGCCAUGGUGUCGUGGUACCACUUCUUCACCGGUAAACACGACGCAGAAGCAUUAGUCAGGACGCUCCAGGCGACCUGGUCCCAAAUGGGCGUCCUCGGCCGGGCUUAUGUGGCAAAUGAAGGCGUCAACGCGCAGCUCUGCGUGCCCGAUACCCACGUGGACACGUACAAGGAGCACCACGCCCGGCUCUUCGACAAACUUGAAGAAGAAGCGCCUUCAUUAAACUUCGACGGCACGGUAGAAAAGGAAGAAACGAUGCCGUUCCGCGCGCUGAAGGUUCGGACCAGGGAUUAUGUGGUCGCGGACGACGGCGUCGGCGCCGAUUUAGAUUUGCAGGAUCCCGGUGUUGAUCUGGAGCCGUCGACGUGGCACGAACAGUUAGGAGGCGACUUCGGCGACAAUAAUACGUCUACAAACACCAUCUUAGAUGUGCGCAACCACUACGAGAGCGCCGUGGGUUCCUUCGCCGGCGCGACGCCGCUAAAUACGGAGACCUUCAAGGACACCUACCAAGCGCUCGACGCGGCCCUGGCCGCGAAGCCGAAAAGCGAGCCCGUCUACAUGUUCUGCACGGGCGGCAUCCGGUGUGUGAAGGCCGGCGCCUACGUCAAACAAAAGCUCGGGUUUAGCGAUGUCCGGCGACUGAAAGGGGGCGUCGUCAACUACACUCAACAACUCUCCGAGACGAACCUCGAGGAGACGUCGCGGUUCCGGGGCGUCAAUUACGUGUUUAAUGAUCGCGUGGGAGAAAGGGUGACGGCGCCUCCAGUACCAGAUGGCGAGGUCCUCGAUUCAAGAGCCGCGGAAGCGUUGGUGGCCGUGCAUGAUUCAACAGAUGAGGAUGCACAGAUCGUGCACCCCGCGGACGCGUACGCCGUCUCGUUAUCCGGCCCGGAGCACCCUCUCAUCGAGAGAUGUAGGUUGGAUGCUUCCGCAAGGUACCCGGCGGCGGCCCACAUGUGCUCGGGGCCGACGCAGGGCAAAUUGCUCGCGACGCUCUGUAAACUAAGGGGCGCGGCCCGCGUUCUGGAGCUCGGCACGUUCUGCGGCUACGGGACGCUCUGGCUCAGCAGCGCGUCGAAGGAAGUCAUUACGGUGGACCGGGACGAGCGCGCCGCGAACGUUGCAAAGGAGCAUUUUCGAGAUGUACCUGCGGACUGGGGUGCCGUGCGGCAGGUCGUCGCCGAUCGCGGCCAGUACCUUGAGAACUGCAAAGACGGCCCCUUCGAUUUGGUGUACGUCGACUGCGACAAGAAGGGCUACGCCGCGGUCUUCGACGCCUUGCUGGAUACGCCGGGCCUCUUGUCCUCAAAUGCGUGCCUCGUCUUUGACAACACGCUCUGGAAGGGCCGCGUGGCCGAGGGCACGACUGGUAUGAGUCCAAGCGAAGAGGAGGCCAUCCUUGCCGAAGCGGAGUUGAAUGGAGACGACCCGAAGCGGGCGCUCAAGGCCGCGCGGCGCGACCGGGCCGUGGCGCAGGCGCUCCACGAGUUCAACGUCAAGCUCCGGAAGGAUACGCGCGUGGACCCGCUCGUGCUGCCGCUGCGGGACGGGCUGACCGUCGCGACCCUUACGUAAUCGUCUAUUUGUGUGC
This is a messenger RNA of Pelagomonas calceolata, 2015 nucleotides long. The record is from the annotation of a GenBank genome assembly. Lineage: Eukaryota; Pelagophyceae; Pelagomonadales; Pelagomonadaceae.